Messenger RNA from Ananas comosus (pineapple), 3448 nucleotides. RefSeq names its product protein STICHEL-like 2. NCBI's taxonomy places the organism in Eukaryota, Viridiplantae, Streptophyta, Magnoliopsida, Poales, Bromeliaceae. The coding region runs from base 324 to 3182 and encodes 952 amino acids. Gene Ontology annotation, cellular component: DNA replication factor C complex; nucleus; DNA polymerase III complex. The record is from RefSeq and is a predicted model, not a curated record. Gene Ontology annotation, molecular function: DNA binding; DNA clamp loader activity; DNA-directed DNA polymerase activity. The transcript has 8 exons. Gene Ontology annotation, biological process: DNA repair; DNA-templated DNA replication.
CCCACACUCUCGCCCCUCUGCUUCCGCUUUAUUUACGCUUCUGCCACUGGCCCCCCUCCUUUUUCUCUUUCCCCCCUGUAAUGGGUAAUCGUGAUGAGCAUGCAUUUGUGUUUUUGUGUUCUUUUGGGGGUGUUGGUGGAGAAGCGAAAUUCCUAACUCCUGAUUCCUGAACCUGCAUUCUCUCUCUUCCUGUUUGUUCUUCAAAUGAUAGAUGCUGAAAUACCGGUGGUUUUUCGAACUACUUUAUGAACUUCUGAAUCUGCAGAAUGAAUGAAGAUGCAAAUUAUGCACUAAGUUAAAGGCUAUAAUUUCAGCCAUUCAAAAUGUAUGAGGCUAGGAGACAUUCUGUAGACAUCCCCAUUUCACGAACUCUGGUGGCUCUCAUGAGGUCGAGGUCGCUGCGGGACCCCGAGACGAACUCGCUCGACAAAUAUGCUGCAUUGGUUGACACGGCGAAAUCCGGAGCCAGUUCUCGCGCCGACAGAAUUCCGGAGUCGAAUACUUGUAAUCGGCGCACUUUCAGCUAUAGUCAGAGUGAUCUUUUGGAAAGGAGGAGAGAGGUUCUCGGCGACGCGAAGAUCACAGGCUUCGCGAAGAUCACAGGCUCCGAUGCGCGCCCGAAAGGAAACUGCGGAUUCCAUUCUGCACGGCAUUUUGGCAAUGGAUUUGACUUCCAUGAUGAAUCAAAUUAUAGACUGGUCGAGCAGGUCAGCUCGUUGAUGCUUAACAGGAGCGGAGAUGGCAAAAUGAGGAAACAAUCUGCUAUGAGAGAAGAUGUUCAUCCAAGUCACGCGGAAAUUUCUGCAUCUGGGGGUGAAGGCUGUGUUGAUGACGCAAAUACUUUUUCUUCCAAUUGUAAGGUGCAUGCGGCGUUUUGCUCGUUGUCAAGAGCAUCGAGACGCACGGAUACGUUACUUCCGCUGGACGAAAGACGAGAACACCCUUUCGGAGAAAUUGCUCAGCAUUUAGAUAAUCCGAGGAGCCUGAGUCAAAAAUACCGACCUAGAUCUUUCGCUCAGCUGGUUGGACAGAAUGUUGUAGCUCAGUCCCUGUCGAGCGCCAUUUCCAGUAGAAAAGUUGCUCCGCUUUAUCUUUUUCAUGGUCCUCGCGGCACGGGUAAGACAUCAGCCGCGAAAAUAUUCGCAGCUGCUCUGAAUUGCCUAUCUUCUGAGGAACGCAGGCCAUGUGGGUUCUGCGAGGAGUGCGCACUUAUAUUGUUUGGAAGGAGUAGGGAUGUUAAGGAACUCGAUGCUACAAACAUGAAUCACAGGGCAAGUGUUACAAUCUUCAUGAGUGCUUCUCUUGAUCCCGUUCCGUCGCGCUUCAAGGUUUUCAUUAUCGAGGAAUGCCAGUUUCUGGAGAGGGAAACAUGGUUCUCUAUUUGUAGCAAUCUAGAGAAGUUUCCGCAACAUACUGUGUUUGUCAUGGUCACCUCUGAAGUGGAGAAAUUGCCAAGUAGUUGCGUAACAUGGUGCCAAAGGUACAAUUUUCUUAAGAUUUCAGAAGCUGACAUAGUCAGCAGAUUGAGGAAGAUUUGCAAAGAAGAAGGACUGGCCUUUGAAGAGGAUGCAUUGGACCUUCUCGCUAACAAGGCCAAUGGUUCUCUUCAAGAUGCGGAAGUAAUGCUUGAUCAGCUGAGCUUGCUUGGCCAAAGAAUUACAAAAUCUAUUGCAUUUGAGCUUAUAGGAGAUGUAUCAGAUGAUGAGUUGCUUGAUCUGCUUGAUUCGGCAUUUUCUUCAGAUGCUGCUGCUACAGUUAAAAAGGCUAGAGAGCUUAUGAGCUCAAAGAUUGAUCCGGUGCAGCUACUUUCUCAGCUUGCAAAUCUUAUCAUGGAUACUGUGGCAAGAAGAUUCCAAGAUGGAGAGUCUGAAGUUGGAGAAUGUUUGGGCAGACAUGAUUUUGGUAAAGUUGGCAUGCCCAGACUGACACGUGCAUUAGAAAUACUUUCUGAGACUGAAAAACAAUUGCAAACUACAAAGAACAAGUCUACUUGGCUCACAGCUGCUCUUCUACAAUUUAAUACUGAAGAAUCAUUUCCUUUAAGGGAUUCAUGUGAUUCUUGUGCAGAUGAUGGUCUUGUGAGUACUGUAUCCGCAGAGGACAACUUUGGAAACUCAUGUCAUGUGUGUGGCCAUGAUAAUGUGAACGUUUUAGACAAGAAGUGUGAAAAUGUAGAAGCACUGGAACAGAUAUGGAGGAGAGCAAUUGAAAAAUGGCCAUCUAGUUCCACCAAAAGUUUCUUGUUGAAAGAUGGAAAACUAUCAUCCAUCUAUGCUAAUGAAGGCCUGACUAUUGCAGAAGUAGAAUUUUGCUGUCCGGAAUAUGUAGUCAUGGCAGAGAAGUUACGGGAACAAAUCGUGGGUUCUCUUCAAGAUGUGCUUAGAUGCAAUGCAGAUGUCAGAAUCAAUCUUGUACCUACAUCUGAAAGUAAGACAACCAAAUCAAAGAAACAAUCCUUCCGUUUGCCAGACUCUUCUGGAAGAAAGCAAGAGAGAUCAGAUGCGGGCAUCAAAGUUGAUGCCCUCAAAAUAUCUAACAAAGAAGAGGAAGUUGCAGGAGUAUGUUCGAGGUAUCACAAAGAGUGCCCGUCAACUGUUAUGCAUCAAUUUGAUGUUAACUCAGUGCCAUUUUUCCAUGAUAAAGAAUCAGCCGCUGUCGAGAACGUCGAAUUGAACACUCCAUGUACUGGUACUGUUUGUAACAAAUCAGUACAGGAUAACGUACCAGAAGGGCAAAAUCAGAGAAGACACCCAGUGAGCCAGUCUAGAGAAGAGGAUGAAGAAGUCAGCCUUCAAGAACCUGGAAAUCAGCCUAGCUGCUUUCAGAAUCUUCUUAUGCAUCAGAGGAGAUUCUUCUCAUAUACUGCUGCUUGUGCUAAAUGUCCAAAGAUCCAGCCACAUUGCAAAGUUAAAUUUUCUUUUCCUAGAAAGCCGUCAAUUGGAGCAUGUCACUGCAUUAAAAAGCCCUGCCAUAUCUGUUCAAAAUCACAGGCACAAGUUGCCUACAGUCAUGAUGGCGUGAAUAGACAAAGCAAGACCCCAAGAUUUGGCUCAAAGUUGUGUUGUUGGAGAUCCCGAAAGUCUACUGAAAAGGUGUUCUUCGCCGUACAAAAUUUGCAUUUGCAUUUACAAGUCCUAGAAAAAUAUGGAAGCAAGCAAAGUGAGCAGCACCAUUGGAGUUAACUGCACAAUCAGAGAUGACUGCUCGGUCGGGUGAUAUUACCAUGGGGAACUACUGUGCAGAUGUUGCAGGACCAUAGUCUUAGUCUCUGUAGAAAUCUAAAUAUAAUUGUGCAAUAUAUUGAAGAUCUCUUGAUAAUAGAUGCAAUAGAAUGAUUUGUCAUGGUAUAAUGUUCUCUUCAUCAUGGACCAUUUACUUGGUCCAAAACCAUAGUUGACACUGAUGAUAAACUUAUAUAGAUCACAAAAUAUAAUGAUAAAUUUGUACA